UCGCUGCGCCCGAGGAGAGGAGAGGGAGACACGGACAGGCUUGCGUCCGGGGUGCUGCUGGAGACCCACCUCACCACUCACUGUCUCCACGGACAAUAUUCAGGCCCCUGGACAGAAAACGACUUUAAAAAAUACCGAACCCGACACGGAGACACGAUCCGGACACGAAGCUGAAAAGAGGGACGUCUCCUCUCCAUCGGCUUUGCGCACGACCACCCAUUAAAACCCUCUCUGGACCAGCGUCGCGACCAAGCGAUGCACAUUGAUGCCAAGACAACGAUCACUAUAAUCCACUACGACAUAUUGUUAUUUUUAUUUUUUUAUGAGCAUAGUUUUUAAUCUUUCAUUCCAGCAUCGAUAAUAACACUACGGACACUGUACUUGGUGUUGACGCUCAUUUAACGGGUUUCUGACUCACAAUAUUCUCAUGGUCUAAAACUGACAUAAACUAUCGAUCUGUCGAAUUCACUCUCAUUUUGAAUUUUGUUAGUUUUAAUUUUUUGUUUUUAGUUACACUGUCACAUGUAUACCGACAAUGGGUCUGCUUGCUUACAGACUGCAUUAGAUUAUUCAGCCACUGGUGACAGUGUCUUAUAGCUCUUUCUCCAUUAAUAUAACCUGAAGGGACUUCCAUAAAACUGACUCUACAUUUUGCAAUUAAAAGGAAUUGGAUCAAACAUUGUCGCUGGAAAGUUAAAGGUGGAGACCAGUGCCUGGGUCAUAACACAUCCACGAGGGUUUUCUGAAGAGCUCCUGCUCCACAUGUGGCUUUGAAGCCUUCAAGGUUGUUCGCAAGUGUCCAUCAACAUUCCACAAACCAGAAGCAGCAGAGAUAAUCCUGUGGAAAGCUCAGAAACUCUCUGAGGCACAGCUGCAAAGAGACACAUCUCCCAUCCAAUUACGGUUGAUUUGAGUUUAAAGGUUGACGGCUCUGGAUCGCAUGCCACCAUGCUGUCCUUAGAUGAGCCACUGGACCUGAAAGUGCCGAGGAGGCGGGUCAGUGGGCGGGACAGAGGCUCCAGGUCCCCAGCCACUCUCAACACCUCUCCCAUUCACGCCAAGGGGGCCGAGCAGCUGCGCAUGGCAGACCACGGUAACGCAGUCAUCGUUCCUGCGUCACCUGCCUCUCCACACACAGCAGGUGUCCUGCAGGACAAAUCCGAGACCCCCACACCCCCCGCUGUGGACCUCAGCAUGUCCCCAUCACCCUGCAACACCGCCUGCUCUCCAGAUUUCACCAAUGGGAACAGCUCGACUCCCAUUUUCCCUGGGGAUUCAACUCAUAUCCGUUACAUGGAGGGAGGGGCUACUUCUCAAGCCUUCCAGUUCUUCAUGCCCAUUGGAGGAGGAGGAGGGCUUCACCUGCCUUCAUCCAUGUUUAUUCGCCAGUCCAAGGACAUGCGAGCUUCUCCUGACCUAUCGGCAGAUGAACAGCUGGCCUGUCGAUGGAGGAAGUGCCACAUGCUUUUUGACUCUUUGCAAGAUUUGGUGGACCAUGUCAAUGUCUUCCAUGUGAAGCCAGAGAAGGACUCUGGGUACUGUUGCCACUGGGAGGGGUGUGCACGCAAAGGACGGGGCUUCAAUGCCAGGUACAAGAUGCUAAUCCACAUCCGCACUCACACCAACGAGAAACCUCACCGAUGUCCCACCUGCAACAAGAGCUUCUCCCGCCUUGAGAACCUCAAAAUUCACAACCGUUCACAUACAGGAGAGAAGCCCUAUAUUUGUCCGUACGAGGGCUGCAACAAGCGCUACUCCAACUCCAGCGAUCGGUUCAAGCACACACGCACGCACUAUGUGGACAAGCCCUACUACUGCAAGAUGGUGGGCUGCCUGAAACGCUACACAGAUCCCAGCUCCCUGAGGAAGCAUAUCAAGGCUCAUGGGCACUUUGUAGCCCAGGAACAGGGAGGUCCAGGUGGGGUGGGCUCCCUGUUGAAGCCAGGCCAGAUCACAGGAGCGGGAAAAGAAUCCGAGCUCACUUACGUCAGUGGGGCCCACAUCAUCAUCCCUAGUGCUGCAGCUGCUCUCUUGGGCAGUCAUGGUCUGCAGGGUUUGGGGGGCUCCCUCCCCUUGUCGCCCCUCAGUCCCCGCCCGUUGGACUUGAGCAUGCUGGGCUGCCCGAGCACCCCUUCAGCUGGGCUUGGAGGAAUGCCCAUCCUGUCCUUCAGUGGUUCCCCACUCAGCUUGGCCAAAUCGCCCCUGCUGUCACCUACCUUCUCAUCUUCCACAUUUGGGCUACCCAUGGUGCAAGUUUUGGGCUCAGAGCGCAGGGAUCAUAGCAAAGGCAAGGCCAGGGGAGAGGAUGGGGGCAAGGAUGAGAUCCAUGGGGGCGUCCUCAACCUCUCUACCGGAGCGUCCAAUGACCCCCUGUCUUGGGUGGUCAUCCCCUCUGGCCCAGUAGUGCUGAAGCCAGCUGUGGUCAACUGAGCCCCACAUUCCAGAGAAACGGCAGGGGUGGGUCAUGCUAAGGAGAGGGAAGGGUGGGGGUGGAACAGGGGUCAGAGGUCAGAGGCAAGCCUGUGGGGGGGUUUCACAAAGCUAAUGUAGUCUGCACUGCUUGGAGGUGACACCAUCUUCAACAUUAUGCUUUCAUUUCAUUUCACACUUAAUUUGAACUUUUCUGCUACUUAUUUCUUUGGUAAUAGCAACAUUAUGUUGAGAUGGACAACUAACAAAUCAAGCCUGAGAAUUAGCUUAAAAAUUCUGAAAAUCAUCAGUGGCCAACCAUUCAAUUCCAUUCUCUUUCUUUCUUGCUAUUUCAUGAAAGCACUGAUCUAUACGCUAGACUUAGCAGUUUGUGUCCUUGCUUCAAGAGACCAUUUCUAUGUAUUUAUAAGCAAGAUUAUUUUUUGGACGACAGUGUACGCACUACACUGAGGACACAAAUCUUGUGUUGUUAUUGUUUGGGAAAAAAUAUGGUGAAAUGGACCCUCAAGCCAUUCCAUUACGAAAAGACCUCUAAGACUGCAUAUAGCAAGCUAGAAACCUUUGAGGCAAAUUCACUAACACAUAGGGUUGCCAGCUGUCCCAUAUUCUGUCCGAAAUGACCUAUAUUUCCUCUAUUCUAGACAAAACUAUCCGGUAUUUAAGUGGGACACAAAAACGUCGCUAAAGCGGAACCCCUGCCCUUCACAAACUUUUCUUGUUUUAAGGAUGCCUGGAUAUUUUUACCGGAAAAUACGAACAAAAUGUCUUUUUUUAUUCUACUGUUUUUUUUAAUUUUUUUUAUUUUGCUGUUUGUGUCCUGUAUUGAUGCGGCACAAUGCUCAAAGGGGACUCCACCAGUCUGACAGUAAAGCAUCCCGUAUUGAAGCACUCAAAGUGCUCGAGCAUACCAUAUUCUCAUUGCGAAAAGUUGGUGACCCUACUUGUAGAAGCUUGUUCAGUUUUGCUAAGGGGUGCUAAUAUGCAAGACUAAGGUAUACCAGAGCUUGAUUUUUAGCCUUUUUUCUUUCCAAUGACAAUCAGCGUCUGUCAUCAGACAAUAAAACAGUGCUAGCACUCCUGAGUACCCUUACACGUGAACUUCCCUUGUGCUAUUGCAAGCUAUAUAAACUUUGCAUUUGCUGCUAGCUAUGUCACUGCAAUGUAAACAUAUUUCUUUGAAUAAAGAAUAGAUAAAGUGUAUGAAUGACAAUCUGCACCGUAACUGGGAAGAAAUAGAAACACUGACUAGCUCUAUUUUGAUGAAUAAGAGAUUUACAGACACUAAGCUCAGAGUAACUGAGUUUCAAGUACAAGGGCACAAACUCAGCUAGCAGUUAUGCUAAAAGCCCAUAGUAAAAUAACACGCCACUGCUGCAAAUAGUUCCAUCUUCUGGUCAUCAGAUGUACUGCACACUGCUGGUUGAACAAAGGCCCAGAUUUAACAUUAUUGUCCCGCUUUGUGAUAUACUAGCAGAGCUGGGUAAAACAGUGGACCUUUGGUUGGAGCAGAAUGGUGGAAUGUUUGACACAUGCAUAUACCAGUUUGGGUGUAUCACAACGAUUAAGGGCCUUGUUAAUCCUGGUUAAUGCAACUUUGCUCUCAGAGUUUCCCAGCCCCAUAUUAAAAGUAAGAAACACUGUGCCAAAAUCGAAGAUGUAUACCCAAAUACUGAAGCGAGGACUUAAUAUGGAAUUUAGGCAGCUAACGGAUAGCCAAGCAGAAAAUUGGAACCAAGACACAUCUUUUAAAUGAAAAUACAAUAAUUAAUGCCCUUUCACAUGACUUGCGUCAGUGAGUGUGGUUACAUGCACAACAAUGCGCUUAUAACUUACAAAAGUCAGCUUUGUAAAAAAAAAUCAGAUAACGUAAGAUAACCACAUUUACAUGAGAUUUGAAGUUAUUCUCUGCUUUUGACAUCAGCAUGUACGUGCGCACAUCACUUGCACACAUUGGAUAAGCCGGUAAGAAUGCUGAUAAUGGUGUUUACGUGCAACGCGGAAUCGGGGGAUCGGUUUUUGCUUAAACCGUUUAUUAACUUACCGCGAUAAAGGAAAGCCGUUUAAGGCUUUAUAUGACCUUGCACUUUGUUGGCUUAUUAAGCAUAAUUGGUUUAAAAUACCCGUGACCCUACAUAAAACAAACGGCUAUAGAAAAUGGAUAGGUUUAAGAUUGUGCAUUUAAACGUGCUCAAGGUUCCCCAAUGCAUCAAACACUACGGAGCAAAGCAUCAAGCUACGACAUCUUUGAUCCUGUUUACCGCUGACUGUUCGGAGCAUGGUCAACGUGUAAAGGCCUAAGUAUACUUUGGUUGUCCGUGUUGCUGAUCGCUUCUCGCACAGUAUGCGUGAUGCAAAUUUCAUCAUCAGCACAGUCCAUGCGGUCCCACGGAUGUGGUCUUCAUCUGUGCACAUCGUCGGUGCAUGCACUGGCCAUUGACUGUAAUAAAAGAGUAUCACAAAGCAGCUGUAGUGGGCAUGCGUCAAAUGCAUUCAUAUUCGCUCUCGGUCAGAAUAGUAUACCCAGAAAGGCAACGUGGUCGGCCGGGCACGAUCCAAAUCCAGACCGCAGAAAAACUAAGUAUACCCGGGCCUUAACGUACAAUCCACAUGACGUAUUACGUAUUGUAAAUCUAAAGAUGGGAGAGUGAUUCUGUGUGCAUUUAGAUACAUGUGUAAUCUGACACAAAGCAAAUUUUCGAGAAAUCGGACCAACUAUUAUUAUCAUUAACAAGUUGUACAACAUAACGUCAUAGGUGAUUCAUGACAUUCAGAGAAUUAUAUUGUUUACAUAUUCUAUUGGAAUUAAUAAAUCAUAGUCUUGGUAGUAAAAAUGUCCUUCCAUGCAAUGCUCUUAAUAUGGCGGUCAAAGCAGCAUACAACACUUGUGUUUAGAGGUGCAUUUAAGCAUUAACGCGAGUCAUGUGUAAGGGACUUUAGUGAGUUGUGUCACUUUAUAUUGCAGUCACUGAGUUGCGACCAAACUUUCAAGAUCGUUUUUCCACGAGAUAUCAUUUACAUUUAAUUCACGCUUAUGAUAAAGAACUCAGGCGUGUUUUAGGGACAAGUUUUGUUCUGUAUAAUUGUCCAUUGUCCCGCCUAUAAUUUAGCAGAAAUUAUAUCAAUUUAAGUGACGAACAAACUAAUGUUAUGUAAAAGAACAUUCCGACUGAAUUAAUUACAUUUCCUUAAGCAUGUACCCGACCCUCCCUUCAAAACCUUUUGUCCACUCAGAGUCUUACUCCAUAAUGUUUGUAUUGUUGUUUGUGGAAACUAUACCAUUAAUGCAUUUUUGUUUUGUCUUAUUUUGGACGUGACAUUUCCUGAUGUUGAAGUUGCUUUAUUUCUUGUUUCUGCAAUUGCUGCUCUAUGGUCAGCUUUCUCCAGCCGAUGAGUCCAAAGGAGAGAGGGAGAUGCAACUAGACAAUGCGACAUCCUUCCAGCGAAAAGUGAUUUGUCUGACCACAUUAAAUGCGAAAAUGUUGCAUGAUGUUGCACAAUCAGCUCAGAAAUAUUCUAUAUUUAAUAUACAGUUAUGGCUCGGUCACAUUUACCUUUGCACGGUGAAAUUCCAAAGGCAAAAUUUGCACAAUCAGGAAUUUAACCUGAUGGAUUUUCAGUGGAGAAAAUAUUUGCAACACAAAUACCGUGUGGGAAUUCAAAGCAUUGACCAUUAUGAGGUUGCUUGGUUUGGUAGUGAGUUUCUACUUCACUCUCGUAGUUUUUGCAGCUUUUACACUCGUUUAACAUCUGGCCAUGCUUUCGUAGCCUGUGGAAUUUUGCUGUGCAAAUGUAAAUUUUUUGAGGCUUUAUGGGGAACAGGAUUUUGGACCAAUAAGAUUGAACAGGGGGGCCCAAUCAAGUUCUCAAUCGGGGUGUAUCUCAGAACCUUACCUUAAAAGAGAAGUCUUUUUUCACAUGAGAGUUCAAAGCUGAGCUUACUGGGUAAAACAGAAGAGAAAUGUCUACUGACUGCAGUUUAGACAGCAGAGAGAUGGUGCUAACUUGAUUCGCUCUAGUGUCGAACUGCUGCAGUUUUUUUUUUUUUUUUUUUUUCAGUUAAAGCAAAGAAAGAUUAACCCACUGUGCUCUAUAAAGCCUUUCACAAGGGACAGGGAAAAAACACUCAAACAUGUGCAGUGAACAAACACAAUCCUUUCAGAUUCUGUGUUUUUGGGACCGAACAUGCUCACCCACAAGAUACAAUUCUUACAUUAUUUACUCACCCUGAUGUCAUUCCAAACAUGGAUGAGUUUCUUUUUAUACAAGUGGUUCGUGAAAUCAAAGAAAUGUCUUUGUCCAUCUUCCUGUUCCCUCUCUCUCUCUUUCUCUGUACUGUUGGUUGGAUAAAGCUGACAUUGACACAGGCCCAAUAAGGUCUACAUCAAUCUUUAAUAUCAAAUAAGCUGUUUGAACCUUUAACCCUUUGAGCACUCUGGAGUCAUCUGCACUUUUCCAACUUGGUCGACAGUAGAUCCAAAAGCCUUAACGAAGCGACGGUGCAAUCGAACGAUUCUGAAUUUAGCGAGGCUUAAGCAAUAAAUUUAAUGGCAGGGAUGAUGUCAUAGCUAGAUAUUCAAAUUUAAAUAUUUAAUGCAGUAAAUCCAUUUAAUGUCAACUGUGUUGCCUGAGUCAGCAAAUAUACGGUACAGAAAUCAAGCACCACAUUUGAAUAAAAAUGUAUAUAAAUGUAUGUAAAAUGAUUUCAUUUGAGCUUCAACAAACAAAAUAAACAAACACAGACGGUUCUUAAAGUGUCACAGAAAUGCACAAAGGGUUAACAAAAAGACUAUGGCCUGGAAAGGCCAGUAUCCUUUUUAUUCUUUACUUUUUUUUUUUUUGUUCUUUUUUUUUUUUUUUGCACAUUUUGAGAUAUUUUAAUAUCAGUAUUUUAAUUUUUUCCAAGUGCCUUUUAUUAUAGUUGAAAUGUAGAUGUAUUACAGUAUAUAUAAAAAAAAAUAUAUAUAUAUAUAUAUAUAUAUAUAUAUAUAUAUUUUCCCAGCAUCAUGUUCUGAAGCUGGACAUGCAGAAUUUUAGAGCUGUUAAAAGUCUCCAGUUGGUACAACAUAGGUGUGUUCUCCUGUUUUAGAGGAAUUUUAUUACGAUGUUGAUAAGGAUGUCAAUGAAAAUAAAAGAAACAAAUGUUUAAUAAAUUUGCAUUUGAUAUAUCAUGAUUUGUAGCAUCUUUUUCUGUUGCAAGUUUUGAAUUUUCAUGCACAGAGGGUUAAAUUUGUAACAAGGUCCCGUUUAAACCGUUCAGUUUAGGGUCUUAUCACAGGACCUUGAACAAGAUUUUUGUUGGCUAUUCUGUCUGUUUGGUUACACUUGAUGCAUCCCACCGAUCCUUGCUCGAGUAAUAAAAGAAUUAUUAAAAAAAGUGA
Myxocyprinus asiaticus (Chinese sucker) is the source of this 7808-nucleotide messenger RNA. RefSeq names its product GLIS family zinc finger 2b (gene glis2b). Lineage: Eukaryota; Metazoa; Chordata; Actinopteri; Cypriniformes; Catostomidae. The record is from RefSeq and is a predicted model, not a curated record. The coding region runs from base 949 to 2430 and encodes 493 amino acids. Gene Ontology annotation, biological process: regulation of transcription by RNA polymerase II; smoothened signaling pathway. The transcript has 8 exons. Gene Ontology annotation, cellular component: nucleus. Gene Ontology annotation, molecular function: RNA polymerase II cis-regulatory region sequence-specific DNA binding; DNA-binding transcription factor activity, RNA polymerase II-specific.